Molecule: messenger RNA, 9063 nt
Organism: Oreochromis aureus
Lineage: Eukaryota; Metazoa; Chordata; Actinopteri; Cichliformes; Cichlidae
Gene: foxe3
Product: forkhead box E3
Exons: 1
Coding region: 7366-8616 (416 amino acids)
Biological process (GO): regulation of transcription by RNA polymerase II; cell differentiation; anatomical structure morphogenesis
Molecular function (GO): DNA-binding transcription factor activity, RNA polymerase II-specific; RNA polymerase II cis-regulatory region sequence-specific DNA binding
Source: RefSeq, a predicted model, not a curated record
GUGUGUGUGUGUGUGUGUGUGUGUGUGUGUGUGUGUGUGUGUGUGUGUGUGUGUGUGUGUGUGUGUGUGUGAGAGAGACACCUUAACCCUACAUUAUCGGUCUGUGUAAAGGCCGGGUCUUAUCGCGACUCUCUCCUCUCACUCUCAGAGUAAUAAUGCCUUGAAGAUGGCUGUUGUGUGCUUGCAUGCUUGCUGGCCAUCUCUCACCACCAGGCAAUGCCAGGACCAAUGACUGCUUUGAGAUAUACAAGAAGUGUUGUUAAUGAUGGUGACAUAAACACUGACACUUUGGCGUCAGUUUGUAAUACUUACGAUUAAAUAAAAUUAAUGUUCUACUGGAAAUGUAGCUUCUUUUUGCUUCCUUUCUGGAGUAAAAUAAAACAUUCAAAGCAGGCUUGAAGGCUUGGACUGAAAGAGUGAGAAGUGCAUGUUGAAAGACAGUGUUACAAGGAGACAUGGAGGGGCUGAAUGAAAGUCCUUGUCUCCUCUCUGAGCCCACCUCUCUUGCAUUUUCACUCUGCUCCGAAACUCUGACGUCCAAUGAAGGAUUUAUCUAUGUCACUGUGACCUCACUGAUACUCUGCUCUGCAGUUUGGGAUGAUUAUAAUACAAGAUGAAACAGCUUUGAAGACUAAAAUACUUGUAUUUACUCCUAACAUCUGUGCACAUUUGAUAAUAUGUAAACAGACACAAGUCAGCCAUGCCUUUCUUCCCUCUGUGGUGAGCUGUUACUCAUCACCCAGUCUGCUAGUCUGGUCCACAUAGCCUCCCAGGAAUGCUUCAAAAACACAGUACCUCAUACAGUAAAGCCAACAAACAGUAUUUCCAACAUUCAGUAUCUGAGUUAGAUCACCAUGCUCUAUAUUUUUAUCUUUAAAGGUUUGCUUGUUGGUAUAUGUAAUGCUUUAAACGGGAUUUACUGAUUUUGUUUUAUUUAUUUAUGUGAAACUAUUUUCAGCAGACAAAGUAUUUCCUUCCUUUGUUUUCUGGCCACCUCAGCUCUCCAGGACAGAUGGGUGUAUGGUUUCCUCUGUUUGCUCUUCUGUCAGCAGCUCUUGUUAUAGAAAAGCACCUACAGACCAGUCAGCCAGGACCUUUACACUCAGCAAGCUUCCCCCUGUUGACUAAUCAUACUAAGGAGCGGUGUAUUAGGGCAGUGUUUGCCUCUUCACUUUAUUAUAACGAGGCUGUUUGUUGUUUUCUCUGACUACUUUAGCCUCGAAAUAUAAGAACUUCCGUGUUUUAUGUCAUUAAACUAGGACGGCUAUGGCUCAGGUAGUAGAGUGGAUCGUUUCCCAAUUGGAAGGUUGGUGGAUCAAUCGUGUCUUUGUGUCAAAAUAACCUUGGGCAAGAUACUGAACCUGAAGCUGUCCCUGAUCUGAGUGUAUGUGUGAAUGUUAGAUAAAAUGAAUGCGAUUGGGUGAAUGAGAUUUAUAGUGAAAGUAAAUGUGGGCAGAUGGAUCCAAAUAUGGAUAGUAUCAUUACUGAUAGUACACCAGCGCCAGUAUUGGAUCGAUACUAGCAAAUUAGGAGUGAUACUUUGUUUCCAUCUUAUAAGUUCAGUAUGUAAAAGUUUGAAUUGUGUUUAAAAAAAAAUUUUUUAAAUGAAAAAAAAAUCUACCUUAAACAUCCAGUAUGAAAAAUGUUUGAAUGAUUUUGUGUUGACUGUCAUCUCUAUUUUAUUUAUAGCCUGUAGCACAUUUAAACAGCAUAAGUUGACCCAAAGUGCUUUAGAGACAGGCACAUUUACAUUCCAGGUCUCCAGAAAAACCCAGCUUUAAAUACAUGCUGAAGCUGUAAGGUGUGUUUUGUCAGAUUAAUCAUUUAUAGUAGAAAGUACAAAUAAUUUAGUGAUCAUUAAAAUAUGUUCAGAAUUUGCAAAUUGAUGAAUAUUCAUCUCAUAACUCAUAACACCCUGCUCUCCCAUACAUAAGCUGCCUUUAUAGGUUAAAAGUAUCGAUAUUGGUAUCGGGAAUAUAGGAUCUGUAUUUACUUGGUAUCGGAUAAAUACCAAUUUUUGUAGUAUCAUACAGCACUAGUGGAAAGUGUUGUAUAAGUACGAGUCCAUUAUAAUAGCAAAUGGGUGCAAAGUCUGGAAAUACCUAUAUUAGGCUAUACCAUGUUAAAUUAGAGAGCAUUUCAGGUGUUAGGUGAAUUCUUUAAUCCUUUAGAUAGGAUAUACCAAGGCCUGCUGUUUGCUUGCUUUCACUGUGUAUGCUAAGCUAGCCAUCUCCUACUAUAACUUUAUAUUUAAUGGAAAGAGUGGACUUAAUCUUCUGCAUUUCUAAAUUGGCCAAAUUAUUCCUUUAAUGAUGUUAACAGUCAGUUAUUUUGAUAUUUUUUGGCUUAGACAUCAACACUAAAAGUUUCGCCGAUAUAUUUUGCUUUCCCUUCUCCUUAACCUUCAGUUUUCCGUUUAUGCACCGCUUGCUUCUUGCUAAAAGAAUCCCCUGGAGCAUUUCAACAGACUCUAUCAGAUGGUCAUGUUUUCCACUUUAUGCACAUGUUGCUCACUUCCUAAUUGUUUGUGUUUACCUUAACAGGAUUUGACCUCUUGUGUAUGUAUUUUGCAGCAUCCCUCACUGCAUUGCCCAAGGCUGAGGGAUUGUCUGGGUGUCUUGGGGGCAGACAAGUAUUUAUCCAGGAAGUAACUUAAGUAGCAAAUCUUUAAUCAUAUAGCAACAGGUCGAAGGUUUAUGUUGCCUGGUGAAGGAACAAUUGCAGAAUAAACUGUAUAUUCUGCAUUAAGUAAAGUCUGUUUUUUCAUUUGAAUGGUCAGAGGUCAGUAGUAGAAAACUGGGUUUGCUCUAGACAGUUUAUUAUUGCAUUAAUGUCCCAAAAUGUAAAUAAUAUAAUAAUAAUAAUUAGAGAUUAUUACUUUUAAAGUAAUACUCGUGAAGUAAUUAUAAAGCUAUUUAUGAUGCAUAAAUUCACUCUUUUUUAUCUGUGUUCAUGUGAAAUUUUGCAAAUGAGAUAUGAUUACCUUAUGUGUAAGCAUCAAGCAUGACUGAUUUGUGUGUGUGUGUGUGUGAGUGUGUGUGUGUGAGAACCAUGCGCUGUGCUUUAGCAGGGCAGUGUAGCGUGCAGUGCAGGAGUGAGCAGAGGCGGCCCUGGCCAGUACAGCCCCUGUACCCUGGUAAUCCCUCCGUUUUCAGGAGCCCUGGCCCGUACUUGAUGAGCUUGAGCAAGAAAAAGGUUGCGCUCUCUCGUGUGUUUCUCUCUCUGUGUCUCCCUCUCUUUCCCUCUGUCUCUCGCUCAUUCAUUCCCCCACUUUUUCUCAUGAACCCCUCCUCCCCAUCCCCUGGAGCCACUCUGCGAAUGAAUAGAUUCCAAGUGUUUACUCAGCAACUUUGUCCAUCCAUCUCACCCUCUGUACUUCUCAGGAUUUCAUGGAAAAGGAAAAGAGAACCUGUGAACUUGUUACCAUCAGUGAAUCUCUUAGCAAACUGGGGAAUGUGACUGGAAAUGUAACUGAGAUUUGCUAAAACUUGUGAAGAACAUUAAAACAAAACUGGAAAAGUACAUGCUGUAGGAGUCGUGCUAUAUGAUUUUCUACCAGUGACAUAAGUGGUUCAGAAAAUCUUGCAUGAUCAGUUCCUGACAGAAAAUUCCCCCAAUGUCAAACUCUGGCUGAAGUGGUUCAGGAUGGAUGCAAUAUCCAGUGUGGCAGCACAAUGUGGAAUCAACAUUUAGAACAAAAUAAAACUGGACAUGUGAAACUGUCUGUCUGAGAUGAAGUAGCCAUCUUUCCUUCAUUCGAUUACCCUUAAAUAAGCAUCCAGUUUACACUCACAGGACACUUUAUUAGGUGCACAUUGCUAGUAUUGUUGGACUCCCUUUUGCUUUCAUAAGCGUCUUCAUUAUUUGCAGCAUAAAGUGAACAAGGUGCUGGAAACAUUCAAUAUUGACAUGAUAGCAUCAUCCCAUUGAUGCAGAUUUGUCAGCUGCACAACCACUCCACCACAUCCCAAAAGUGCUCUAUUUGACCGAAAUCUGGUGACUGUAGAUGACUAUACAGUGAAGUCAUUGACAUCUUCAAGAAACCAGUUUGAGGUGAUUUGAGCUUUGUGGUAGUGUGUCAUCCUCCUGCAAGGAGACUUCCGAAGGAGGGUACACUGUGGUCAUAAAAGGGCGGACAUGUCCAUCAAGCAUAUUUAAGCAGUCUGUGGUGUUUAAAUGAUGCUCAAUCAGUACUAAGUGACCCGAAGUAUAUGAAAAAAUAUCCACCACAUGAUUACACCACCAGCAGAAGCCUGAGCUGUUAAUUACAGGCAGGAAGGAGCCACGUUUUCAUGUUGUUUAUACCAAAUUCUGACUGCACCAUUUGAAUGUGGCAGCAGAAAUCAUGACUUGUCAGAAAAGACAAUGCUUUUCAAUCUUCUGUUGUCCAAUUUUGGUGAAUCUGUGAGGACUGUAGUUUCCUGCUUUUUGCUGACAGGAGUCAGAGAUGCUAUUCUGCACACCUUGGUUGUAUCAAGUGUUUAGUUGAGUUACUGUUGCUUUCCUAUCAGCUCUCAGUGGAUAUUUUUCUCCUUUUCAGACCAUUCUCUGUAACCCCUAAAUAUGAUUUUGUGGGAAAAUCCCAGUAGACUAGCAGUUUCUGAAAUAUUCUGACCAGUACAUGUGGUACUGAUAACCAUAUGACAUUCAAAGUCAAUUAAAUCAACUUUCUUCUCUAUUCUGAUGCUCACUUUGAACUUCAGCGUGUUGACUUGACCAUGUCUAAAUGCAUUAAGUUGUGAUGUGAGUGGCUGAUUAUAUAUUUAGGUUAAUGUGCAGUGGAACAGGUGUAACUAAAAAAGUGUCCAGUGAAUGGCGGUCUAAUUAGUUCAUGUUUACCCUUUAAAGCACAGUGGCUGCAACGUUUAACUGUGUCUGAUGUUGGUGAAAAAAAGUUACCACACAAUCCCGUCCCUUUUCAUAUUUUGUCUUCAUGCACUUAUAAAUAUAUGCUCUGCUCUGUAUGUUAGAGAAGGUCUGUGACUUCUGUUUACUAGUGAAUUUGGGGCAUUCUACAUUAAAAUAAUUUGUCACUUACCAAAUAGUUUCCAGUUAAAAUCCUGUCGAUAUGAUACAUGAUUCAUCUCGCUCAUCAUCUCGCUUUAGAAUACAGCAUAGGCUCAGAGGGGUCUAAGGAAGUCAGGUUUAAACAAUUUCUUUUUUAACAAAAAAAUAACAAAUAUUUCCCACCAGUGAAGUUACUCCAACUGACUGACUACAGUCUAAUAUACAGUUAAAUAUAAAAAAUAGCAAAUGUAUGAAAGUUUAAUUUGAUGAAAAAUGUAGCUAUUAAACAUAUUAAACAACUGGAUUGCAGAUGAGUUGAAGUUAGUUUUAGUCACUAUUCUUGCAGUUAUUAAGAAUUAAGCAGGAUUUUUGUACUCUAAGAUGAAACUUCCACUUUUUGGGUGCUGGUAACCUCUGUUGUUCUACAUUUUAGAUUAAUUUUCCCACAUCCGUAGACUUCAUUUAAAAUGUUUUACUGUAUCAGGCUUUUUCUUGGCUGGUCAGAACAUAAUAAAGUAAUUAAAAGUACGGUGUGACAGAGAAACAAGCACGCAGACUGGCCAUACAACAUGACUAAUGUACUGAUAGUGUUGAGGUACAGAGAGGUGUGAAGGCUCUGACAGGGUAAUGAGGUGGUCAGGGUGGGGAUUAGCAAGAGGCCGCAGGCCCCGAGGCAGAAGGCCUCGUUUCCUGGCCUGAGCCCCUGUUUGUCCUGCCUGACCUGACAGCUCUGGGGGCAGAUCCUGCUUGGAUACAUCCCUGCUCCCACGCCUGUCUGAAGCUGUUAGCCACUGGCUGUGAGUAGCUAGCUGGGCUUAGUGUUGUCUGAGCUGUGGCUGGGUGGGGAGGGGUCCAGUCAUCUGUGGGAAGGGGUGGCAGCUACUGUGUGCUGGCAGAGAGAGGGUGAUCGGGGGGAAAAGGCAUCUGGGGGAAGAGUGGGCAGCGAUGAUUAAUACCUUUGGUCUGGCUGUUGUCAAAACUUUUUUAUUUGUGUUACUCAUGUUGGAAGGAAAACGAGCCAUCUUGUCUUUCUUCUUUUGAACAUCAUCGCUCUGUCUCCAUGGAUCUGUUCUACCUAGUUGUCAAUGAUUUACCACAUAUUUAGACAGUAAUAACUGGGAGAUCAACUAAAAGGAAAAACAACAAAAAAUAUUCCAAUAUGGUGUCUGGCAAAUGCAUGCUCCCAGUUUAGUUUGUCAUAGAUUUUACCCUUCUACCAAAAAAUGUAACCUUGUGUGAUGUGUUGUUGUUGAAUUAGAUUUGGUGAUUGCAUGAUUUAUAACAUUGCUCACAUAAUAUUUACUUAUGAAACCUUCCAGGGACUCUACCCGCUUCUAUCCUGGGUUUUCCUUUAAUUUGUUGCUUGGAUGUCAUUGACAUUAUUAAUCUUCCCUUCAGCUCGCUUCAACACCUUAACCCAUAUUUUAAACACUGGUAGUUCAUCUCUGUGCGUUUUACCUUUGCAAUUAACUUCAGCCUUCUUGUUUGCCUGAAUCAUCAGUUAAAAGCACUUUCAGGUUCUGGUCUUCAAAGAGUGUUGUCUGCAUACCAACUGUGUGCACAACCCUGUUUUUACUUCAAAAUCCAUAAGAUAACACCUCUCCUCUACACCAUGGGGAGUGUUUGAUUAUCACUCUCCAAAAAUGAAAAUGAAAUGAAGGGAUAUUUACUUUUCUUGCCCAAAAGCUUUGAUAGCUCAAUUGCUUGUUUUCAGUGGCUUGUUAUUAUUUUUCAAUUGGUGGAUUGGCUGUUGGGUUUGGAGUAGCAUGGAGCAGCUCUCCGAGUGUUGUUUCUGCCCUGGAUAUACACACAGGCAUUAGUGAAAGCGCAGAGAGAGCAGCUGAGAUACAGACACACACACACACACGGAGAAAGAGAGACAGAGAGACAGAGAAUGCAUCACCACUAAAUUUUUUGUUAGUGUCUCAAACAUUACAUCCAUGUGAGAAUGACAAAUAAAUGCAAUUUUAUUGUUUGGUUCUGCCAUACAUGGGCCUCUUCUGAUUAAAGAUGUUAAAUCCUACAAUGUAAAAAUACAACACUUUUUACAAUCUAAAAAUUUAGCAUUGCAUGCAAGUUUUUGUAUUAUAUAAACCGCAGUCUGUUAGAAAAUGGUCAGUUUCUGGGUGAGUACUCGGUGGGUCCUCCUGCCUCAGUCGUCACUGGCUACUCAGUGGCGUCAUUCCUGCCUUGUCAUAUAAAACUGUCAACGCCUUUCUCUCACCUGAACUGACACACACACUACCCCAAACACCAGGGCAGAACAGGGGCCAGAGCAAGGGGCUGUACAUGCACCUGGUUGAUUCUUUCCCCUGCUGAUCAUUUCGACAAAAAGGCGAUCGUUGCAUUGCUUCUUUUAUGAAUCUAGCAAAUUAUUCCUACUUCUCUGGCAUGUGCAACAUGACCGCAGAGCAAUCGCCUGCCGAGGCAAGUCCUGUUGUCAUGUCUCCAAAUGUGAGCCUGGACUCGCCACUGCCUCCGCCGCCUUUGAUGCUGCAGGCCCGGUCAAAGGAAAGCAUUUUGAUCAAGUCCGAGCCCCGAGGAAACAGUCCCAACACGGAGGACGGAGGCGCUCUGGGUCAGACUGAGGAGCACCUGCCCACGGGGAGCCGCAGGAGGAAGAGGCCCGUCCAGAGGGGGAAGCCUCCCUACAGCUACAUCGCUCUCAUCGCCAUGGCCAUUGCCAACUCCCCGGAGAGGAAGCUCACUUUAGGGGGCAUUUAUAAGUUCAUAAUGGAGCGCUUUCCUUUCUACAGGGAGAACUCGAAGAAGUGGCAGAACUCAAUCCGCCACAACCUCACGCUCAAUGACUGCUUUGUGAAGAUCCCCCGGGAGCCCGGCAGACCAGGUAAAGGCAAUUACUGGACGUUAGACCCCGCAGCUGAGGACAUGUUUGACAACGGAAGUUUUUUGAGGAGAAGGAAAAGAUUCAAGCGCACAGACGUUAGCACAUACCCCGGUUACAUGCAGAGCUCCAGCGCUUUUACGCCAACGCCAAUGGGAAGGCCUUCGUAUCCAAACGCCCUGUAUGCCGGCAUAGGGUCAGGUUACGGCUCUCAGCUGACGGCCACAUCCCCACACCCAGCCAUGCUGCAUCAUUACCAGACCUCUGCUGGAGUCAGCCAAGGACAGCCGCGCAUGUUCAGCAUCGACAACAUCAUCAGUCAGCAGACGGUUGUGCAGAGCGGCCCCGGUGUGGACCUCAACUCCCAAGCGCUGGGGCUGGGUGGAGGCGAUCUGAGCACUAUGACCUCCAGCUGCUCGGUAACCGGCACCGACCCGUCUGCUUGCUUCCAGACCCAGACUGUCAACCCGUCAGCGAACAUGCUGAGCAGAAACAGCGGGAACCUUUCAUCCAACCUGACCACCGGGUACCCAUAUUCCUCUCCGGCUUCUCCUCCAAAUCUGCCCACCAUGACCCAGUCCGGAUUCUCCCCGGGCAGCUCCCAAGUGUACUGUACGAGCAACCGGCUCUCCCUACCGGCAUUGCGCCCGAGCUCCUGCGCCGAGCACUCGGAGCAGCUACUGGGCCUCCCCAGCCCCAUGAACUACAACAACACUUACAUGAGACAAGCCAACUUUGCGCCAGGAUUAGAGCGGUAUAUGUAAGAUGAAAACUAAAAACUUAAGUGAGUGCAGAAAGGAAGGAUUUUAAACCUAAAUAGCCUAUUAAAGGAAAAAGCCCCAAAUUAAUCAUUAAUUAACCAAAUUAAUAAGUCCAUAUUAUUCAGUCAGCAUAACAAUAAAUUAUAGAUUUAGUUCACGCUGGAAUUUCGGAAUUUAAUUUUUGCCAAGCUCAAAAGCGACAUGACACAAUAAGACCGAGCCUCACUAUGAAACAUUCCUAUUUGAAAAGGUGUAAAGCCAUUUAGUUUGACACAUUCCAUGAGUGUAUCUCCAUAUGUAUUAAUUUGUGAAACACUGCUUUCGUAUUUCCUGUAUUUUGCCGUUUGUUUUUAAGUUUACAUGUUUCUUAUAGACUUUUGUUCACGUCUGCUGUUUUUUUAUGUAAAUAUUUUGCUGAUGUAAAGACUUUAUUAAAGGGUGUUAGCAUUA